CUAAUUUUCUUAGGUGUCAGAAAAACAAAACCAAGCCCCAAGAAUCUCUCUCCUUGAGAGUGUGUGUGUGUGUGUGUGAGAGAGAGAGAGAGAGAGAGAGAGAGAGAGAGGAGAGUUGUUUAUAUGUUGGAAAUGGUGAGGCAGUGAAUCAAAGUGAUUAACUUGGCUGGCUUGGCAGACUUCAUCUUUGAUGGUUGCUUGUGUUUUGUAAGGACAUGAAGGGAGAUUAUUCAGGUCCAUGGACAAAACAGAAGAAUGAAAACAACACACCCUCCUCAUGUUGUUAUGCAAUUCAGCACACAACAAGAAGACAACAACAAUGCAUACAAACACAAACUGUUGCUGUUGUUGUACCAAAACAGAAACCUACUCCAUUAAAACAUUCUUCUAAACUGGCUCUUCCUCCUUGCCACAUCCACACCAACACUUUCUCAUUCGUUCCCAUGCUUCUUGUUCUUUUAUUUCUUGUUGUUUCUUCUCUCUUCACCCCUGCAUUGUCACACCCAAUUGUCUCAGAUUCCGGCCGCCGCCUCUCGCCGGCCAAUCAGACUUUUCGGCCAGGUUCAGAGUUGAACAAGUUGAGGGUUGUCCAAUCAUAUUUAAAGAAGAUCAACAAGCCGGCAGUCAAGACUAUCCAGAGCCCUGAUGGUGAUGUGAUAGACUGUGUUUUAUCUCAUCUUCAACCAGCUUUUGACCAUCCUGAGCUUAAAGGACAGAAGCCAUUGGAUGAACCAGAGAGGCCCAAAGACAAAGGCCAUAACAACACAGAUAUAGUGGGAGACAGUUAUCAACUGUGGUCAGAUUCUGGUGAAUCCUGUCCACAAGGAACUGUUCCAAUCAGGAGGACAGCAGAUAAAGACAUUUUAAGAGCAAGCUCCAUCAGAAGAUUUGGAAGAAAACCAAGAAGAAGUGUGAGGAGAGACUCAUCAGGCAGUGGCCAUGAGCAUGCAGUUGUGUUUGUAAAUGGAGAUCAAUACUAUGGAGCAAAGGCCAGCAUAAAUGUAUGGGCUCCACGUGUGACUGAUCAAUAUGAAUUUAGCUUGUCACAGAUUUGGGUAAUCUCUGGUUCAUUUGGCCAUGAUCUGAAUACCAUUGAAGCUGGAUGGCAGGUUAGCCCAGAGUUAUAUGGAGACAACUACCCUAGAUUCUUUACAUACUGGACAACAGAUGCAUAUCAAGCCACUGGAUGCUACAACUUGCUUUGCUCUGGCUUUGUCCAAACUAAUAACAAGAUUGCUAUUGGAGCAGCAAUAUCUCCAAGGUCUUCUUAUGGUAGCAGACAAUUUGACAUUGGCUUGAUGGUUUGGAAGGAUCCAAAGCACGGUCACUGGUGGCUAGAAUUUGGUAAUGGCCUACUAGUUGGAUAUUGGCCUGCAUUCUUGUUUAGUCACCUGAGGAGCCAUGCAAGCAUGGUGCAAUUUGGAGGAGAAAUUGUAAAUAGUAGAUCAAUGGGAUACCACACAUCUACACAAAUGGGGAGUGGCCAAUUUGCAGAAGCUGGAUUUGGAAAAGCAUCUUACUUCAGAAAUUUGCAAGUAGUUGAUUGGGAUAAUAACCUACUUCCUCUCACAAAUCUUCACCUCCUGGCUGAUCGUCCAAAUUGUUAUGACAUAAGACAAGGAAGAAACAAUGUCUGGGGGACUUACUUUUACUAUGGAGGCCCUGGAAGAAAUGUAAGGUGUCCAUGAAUAUAACAGCAUAGUACAGAAAGCAACCUGUCUUGAUUUUUAUUUUUUUUCAUUUUGAGGUAUUUAUUAUUUUUUCUUUGUAGGCCAUAACAAGGGUUUUGUUGUAUUUUACAGUCCUCAUAUAUUAAAAAAAAAAAAAGUGUGUUAUAUUCAAAACGUUUAGCACCCUCUCACUGGGAC
Prunus dulcis (almond) is the source of this 1868-nucleotide messenger RNA. RefSeq lists its product as uncharacterized. Lineage: Eukaryota; Viridiplantae; Streptophyta; Magnoliopsida; Rosales; Rosaceae. The transcript has 7 exons. Bases 216 to 1688 code for a protein of 490 amino acids. The record is from RefSeq and is a predicted model, not a curated record.